Sesamum indicum (sesame) is the source of this 1714-nucleotide messenger RNA. RefSeq names its product myb-related protein Hv33. The record is from RefSeq and is a predicted model, not a curated record. Lineage: Eukaryota; Viridiplantae; Streptophyta; Magnoliopsida; Lamiales; Pedaliaceae.
UUCUAUAACUUUUUUUGCCUAUUAUUGAUUCGGUAUUUUUACAGGGCCCUGUUGCAUUUAACCUCAAUUUUCUUGUUUGCACUACUGAUAUAUCUUGAAGUCCAAUCCAUUCCCAAUGCAAAAGCAGCAUCAGAAUUUGCUUAGAAACCACUUGAUUGCUGCACCCCCCACCCCCACCCCCUCCCCCUGAUAUGACUUGGAUUCUAAGUAUGAUGAUUUUCUGUUAAACGCCCUUUAAAUCAUCAGAACUUGUCUCUGAUAUUUUCAACUCAGAGUUGGUAACCACAAUUUGAGCUGAAGAAAUUUCUGUCGCUAUUAAGCUAUCCUCGGAGAAGUUUCACUUUCAGCAGCAUAAAAGAGUGCGGAAAUGGGGCGGCAUUCGUGCUGCGUUACGCAGAAGUUGAGGAAAGGCUUAUGGUCUCCUGAAGAAGAUGAGAAACUGUAUAAUUAUAUUACAAGAUUUGGCGUCGGUUGCUGGAGUUCCGUCCCUAAAUUAGCAGGUUUGCAAAGGUGUGGGAAGAGUUGCAGGCUGAGAUGGAUUAAUUACUUGAGGCCUGAUCUCAAGAGAGGAAUGUUUUCACAGGAAGAGGAGGAUCUCAUCAUUGCUCUCCAUGAAGCUCUUGGCAACAGGUGGGCACAAAUUGCUGUGCAGUUGCCAGGAAGAACAGACAAUGAAAUCAAGAACUUCUGGAACUCAAGCCUGAAGAAGAAGCUGAUCAAGCAAGGGAUUGAUCCAAACACGCACAAGCCCGUAACAGAGACGCAAGUGAUUAAAGAUGAGAAACACUGCAGAGACUCAAAACCACCUCAUGUUCUACAGCCAAAAGGGCUUCCAUAUUUAGAAGCCUCAACUCAAACGGAACAGCAACGGUGUCAUUUUGGCAGCGCAAUCUGCACCGAUGCAGGGGCGAAUUUUCUGAGCAAGCAAGCCUAUGAGCCCAUGUUCUUGUCUGAGUUUCAAGAAAGCGUUGAUCCCAAUGGAUUUCAUCCAAACAUUUUUCUAUCUCAUCUUCGGCCUUAUGAUCCCAUUAAUCCCAGUUGUGCAUUCAACUCACUGCCAAAUUUGACAAACUUUGAUCACCAGAACGUGGCGGAAAACGACUAUUCCGACAGUUCAGCCUCAAGAAUGAGUGCAUAUCUGAUGAAUGAAGUGAAGGAGAGCUCAAGCAACAGCUCAAAUGUGAACAGCCAGACGAAGAACGACUUGAUCGUAAAUUGUGGCACGUUUUCGUGGGACAGUGAGAACAAGUUGGAAUCAAUGUUUAGCUUCCAGUUCAGUGGGAUUGAAUCUGAGGAAAGGAAGCAGAGUCCAUGGCAAGAAGCUGAUCGUCAGAGUUCAGGAGAAUUUAGUGAUUAUCAGCAGUUCACAUCACUUUCUCAGGAGCUGAGUGCAGCAAACUUGGAUGCCUUUCAGCAAAUAUAAUCUGUAAAGUUUGGUUUUCUUCACUCUCCACACAUAUACAUAUAUCAAAUACAUACACAGAUUUCUUGAUAGUUGUAGUGGAAGCUUUUGAGGUGAAAAUCUUUUCUUUUUUUUUUCGUUUCCCAAAUCUUUUUUGGGUUCUUACCCUUUCCAUGAUUCAACUAAUUAAUAAACAGAAAGUUGUUGUGAAAAUGUACUUGAAGAAUUGUAGUUGUUUGAGGUUGCAAGAAGAUUGUUUAUGAUGUUAUGAAAGAGUGCUUUUGUUUUGUGGUCCAAACCUUCCCUGAGAUA